Messenger RNA from Lasiodiplodia theobromae, 1155 nucleotides. RefSeq names its product Peroxisomal membrane protein pex16 (peroxin-16). The record is from RefSeq and is a predicted model, not a curated record. Lineage: Eukaryota; Fungi; Ascomycota; Dothideomycetes; Botryosphaeriales; Botryosphaeriaceae. Gene Ontology annotation, cellular component: peroxisomal membrane. Bases 1 to 1155 code for a protein of 384 amino acids. The transcript is spliced from 4 exons. Gene Ontology annotation, biological process: peroxisome organization.
AUGGAUUCCUGCAAGCAGGCAUCUAGUAAGGUGUCUGAAGCGCUGUCGCUUCCUCCAAAAUGGCUGGCCCAAUACAGCGACUUUAUCACCAAGAACGCCAGCGCCGUCUCGCAGAUCGAGUCGGCCCUGCGGUCUCUGACCUACAUCAUUCCUGGUCGCUUCCGCGAGUCUGAAAUCGCAUCAGAAUCAAUCUACAGUGGCGUCCAGCUGCUGUCGCUCUAUCAUGACUCCCUCCUCGCAAAAGCUGUUGCGCGCCUGCCCCCGCAGCAGCGCCCGCGCCCGACGCCCCACAGCCGCUACACGCGUUUCUGGACCGACAAGUCGCCUACCUACAAGCGCAUCGCCUUGACCCUGCAGAUGAUCCAGUACACGGAGCUGCUAUGGGAAAUGGCAGCGAAGAGAAAAGGCGAAAAGGCGCGAUGGAGGGUGAUCGUGCUGCUCGAGGCUGUAAAGGCCUUCUGUAGGUUGUUGCUGCUGCGCCUGACCAACUCGCGCCCAUUGCUCAGCCCGCCGCUCCCGCAGCGUGAGUUCGAUCCGAGCACCUUGGAGGAGAACCAGGAUGGCUCGUCCUUCGAUGGCACCGAAACCCCCAAGACUGAAAGAAGCGAUGACGCGAGCUGGACCAUGCCGCGGACGGGCCUGUCGCUUCCAUCAUUACCCGACUCGCACGAUAUUUCGUCGUACCUGCUGUCCAAGGUUCUCACUGCCGAUGAUAUCAAACCGCCGAAGGCUCUUUUGCACAGGGUCACCGGGGUUGGCGAGCUUGCCGAAGUAUUGUACAUCUUCCGACCGGUCAUCUACGCCUUGGCGAUGCAGCACUGGUGUUCCAAGAAAGGAAACAGCUGGAGGCCGUGGCUGUUGGGUGUGAGUAUUGAGUACGGUGCCCGGCAGCUCGCAAAGAAGGACUUCCAAGAGAGGCUAGCUGGCGGGCUGCGCGGCCUUACUGGUCUGGAGCGGGAGGAGCUGCGAAAGCGGGGUUGGGGCAUGGGUUGGUGGCUUCUGAGGGGCGCUUUUUAUGAGAACGUCACGAAGGCCUGGAUCCAAUCUUUGACGAAGAAGCUUCGGGGAAAGCCGCUAAUUGACAUCGCCGGCGGUAUCAUCGAGGACUACGAGUACUUGUGGGAUCAGUACUACUUUUCCACAGCGACUCUCUAA